Messenger RNA from Cryptomeria japonica (Japanese cedar), 585 nucleotides. Its product is annotated as probable serine/threonine-protein kinase PBL11. NCBI's taxonomy places the organism in Eukaryota, Viridiplantae, Streptophyta, Pinopsida, Cupressales, Cupressaceae. Gene Ontology annotation, molecular function: protein kinase activity. The transcript has 4 exons. Gene Ontology annotation, biological process: protein phosphorylation. The coding region runs from base 1 to 585 and encodes 194 amino acids. The record is from RefSeq and is a predicted model, not a curated record.
AUGUGCAAAAUAUGGUCUGAAUUGAGUCAUGACACAACAUAUCAGAGAGAGAAUUGUAGCUUGAAAGUGAGUGCAGAGAAUUUAGUUAACAGCAGCAGCUUGUGUGCAUUUUGUAGCUCUGUAUGGUCUGUUAGUAAAGUAGUGAUUGCUCCUGACUAUGUGUCGCUCCAAUCUCUGUGCGUUUGUGGGUCCGCCCAACUUGAAGAUUUCGUAUCCUUUCACACCGACAUUCUUCUGGAUGAAAAUCUGAAUGCCAAGAUUUCUGAUUUUGGCUUUGCACAAAUACAGCUACCUGGUUACGCUGCUCCAGAAUAUCUUGCUACCGGUCGUGCGAGUCUGAAAUCAGACAUUUACGGCUUUGGAGUGACCGCGUGGAGGUUGCAUGAUAAGCGUCGCCUUACUCAGCUAAUAGAUCCUCGAUUAUUCAACGCAGGCCAUUUAACUCGCUCAAAAAGCAUAUCAGGAACAAUAAAUAUAGCCCUCCAGUGCAUUGGUUCCAACGCCAGAAGUCGUCCAUCAGCGUCACGUAUGUUAGAAAUGCUUUUAUCAAAAGAUCCCAAUCGCCACAACUCUUCUCAGCGUUGA